AUGGCCUCUUUCAACAUUUUCAUCCUUGGUUUAUUUGUUGCUGUGUCAUCUUUAAGCAUGGAUGUUAGCUUAGCAGCUCGCAAUCUUUUGCAAUUGCCGCCUUUGCCAGAGCCUGCAGUGCCACCAAUCCCUGCUAUUCCAACUCUCCCCCCGCCCACGUUGCCAACCUUGCCAACCACACAACCUUCUCUGCCCAACCCCACUCUGCCUCCACUUCCUAGCUUGCCUACCUUGCCUGCUGUCCCCAAGGUCACCUUGCCUCCACUUUCAAGCAUCCCCUCAAUGCCCAAUAUCCCAAUUACAAUCCCCUCUAUCCCAUUCCUUUCCCCACCACCUGGAAACUAG
This is a messenger RNA of Hevea brasiliensis (rubber tree), 345 nucleotides long. RefSeq lists its product as uncharacterized. Bases 1 to 345 code for a protein of 114 amino acids. NCBI's taxonomy places the organism in Eukaryota, Viridiplantae, Streptophyta, Magnoliopsida, Malpighiales, Euphorbiaceae. The transcript has a single exon. The record is from RefSeq and is a predicted model, not a curated record.